UGCGUCAUUUCCUGGCCACUGCCCGUUUUGAUCAGGUGUUUAGUUGACGCUUGACAGCUCCCUUGGGGCGGGGUUUGGGGGUGGCACUCUUUUCCUAAUGCACUCAAGAUGAGCGACAACCAAUAACAAGAAUGGGCAACAAGAAGAAAGUUAUAGUAACGGGUUUUGAGCCUUUUGGAGAACAUGCUGUGAACUCCAGCUGGGUGGCAGUACAGGAACUGGAGUGUUUGGGGCUCGGCGAGGCGAUAGAUCUUUAUGUGUGUGAGGUGCCUGUAGAAUAUCAGGCAGUGCAGAGUCUACUGCCAUCUCUGUGGGAAAAGCACCGACCACAGUUAGUGGUCCAUGUUGGUGUGUCAGGUUUAGCAACCACAGUGACUCUGGAGCAGUGUGGCCACAACAAGGGCUAUAAACGCUUGGACAACAGCCGCUUCUGCCCAGCUUCCCAAUGUUGCAUGGAAGAUGGGCCCGAUUGCAUCAGCUCUCUAGUAGACAUGGACACAGUCUGCAAAAGGGUUAAUGACACCGAUGUAGGGGUAACUGUGUCCGUGUCCAAAGAUGCUGGAAGAUACCUGUGCGACUACACCUACUAUUCAUCUCUGGUCCUCGGCCACGGCCGCUCUGCUUUCAUCCAUGUGCCUCCGCUGGGAAAACCCUACAGCAGCCAGCAGCUGGGCCGAGGCCUUCAGGCUGUCGUGCGGGAGAUGCUGACACUACUGGAGGUGGCCAACACUGAAGAGCAGCAUGGCAAACAUGCACAUCAACAUCAGCAUGACCUCCUCUGACUCGCUGGUAUCAUUCCUCACAUACAUACAUAGACAUGCUUUGUGAAAUGUACAUUGGUUGUAAAAGAACUUGAAAUUAGUACUUGGAGUUGCUUUUCUCCAAUGCCAGUAUACCCCCACAUAAUAGUUUUGCAUAAUGUAUACCAACACUGGAAAUUGUCAAAAUGACCAAGACAGCUACUGAACAUUUUCACUGUGUGUUAUGUUUAAUAUUUAGAUUUCUGCUUGGUAACUAAAUAAAAAAAUCGGAAUUGUAUUGUUGAAACUGUCCAACCCCUUCAAGUUAUUAAGCAUAUACAGGACAUUUUUUUAGAACUAUUUUACGCCUUCCCAAACGUCCCAUUUUGUAAUUAUUCCACAUUUUUGAUGAACAGUUCCCCAAAUAAAAGGAGACACUUUA
Molecule: messenger RNA, 1182 nt
Organism: Syngnathus acus (greater pipefish)
Lineage: Eukaryota; Metazoa; Chordata; Actinopteri; Syngnathiformes; Syngnathidae
Product: pyroglutamyl-peptidase 1-like
Exons: 5
Coding region: 132-782 (216 amino acids)
Biological process (GO): proteolysis
Cellular component (GO): cytosol
Molecular function (GO): pyroglutamyl-peptidase activity
Source: RefSeq, a predicted model, not a curated record